AUGGCCAGUGCCAGCAGCGGCAGCAAUGGGCGGAAGAGAUGGACGGAGCGGAAAGAGCCAAAGGCGGCCUCGCUGGCCGAUGAGUGGAAGAUGGAGGAGGCGGAGCGGCGGAGCAGGAGCUCAUCCAUCCGACGUUCCACAGCAUUUGAAACCGCACCCCCUACUGCUGCUGCUUCUCGUAGCACCAUCCGGGCCUUGACCCCCGAGCACCACGAUGAAGAGAUGCGCGGUAAUGCUGCCCGAGCCUCGUCCCGAGCGGAGAGCAUCCCUUCACAAACCACCACCCCCACCCACACCACCGCCAUCCUCCCGGCCUCCUCCAACUCUUCCUCCCCUUCCAGGCCUCCCAGGAAGUUGGUCAAAGAUCGCGUGGCUCGUUUGAGCACGCAUGGAUCGUCUGGCAGUCGCAGCGGUGCGAGCUUGACUGGAAUGUUGGGACGCAACACGAGCAAGAGCAAGAACCGAGACGAGGCGGAAGCGGCCGCCAUAGACAAUGCAGCAACUUCACCGACCUCUCGACUUCGUGCGAGAACGCUCGAGGAAACGCGGCCAGAGGCGCCUUCAGUCACCGCUGCUCGACACAGCAGGAGGAUGGGCAGUCUAAACCAUGUCCCCAAUCCUGGCGCCGACUACUUGGCCUCGGUGCCCGCGGAAGUCUCCCCUCCCUCCGCACCGUCCAUGUACCCCAUGGGUAUUGGAGACCACUACCCCAUCGACUACGCUGGACGAAGAUCGAUCUCACCCACUGGCUCCAACGCCUCGGGCUCCUACAACCCAGGCCAGGGCAAAUCAAGUGCGAAGCGAAUACUACAUCUGAUGAAGACGCUGAAUGGGCGCUACCAAGGCACCAUGCUCUUCCGCCUCGGUUCAAACCGCACGUGGAAGAAAGGCUACUGCUAUGUGGUUGGAGAGGGCGGCGCACUUAUUUGUACACCUGAGACCAACAACGAAUCGCCUCGGACGAUCAUGCCGAGUUUGAAGGGGUGCCGGGUGAAGCCUGGGAUGGACGGGGCCACACCAAUCCUGCAACUUGCCCUCCCACACGAAGAGCUUGGGCUUGACAUCAAGCUCCUGACUCAGGUGGACUUUGAUUCCUGGUAUGCUGCAUUCCUCCAUUGGACCUCUCUGGCUUCCAGAGCUCCCAGCGCGUCCGACACCGAAACCCCCCCACUGUCUGCCGAUAGCGCAGUCACCCCUCCACAGCCUCCUCCGCGUACUUCGUCAGCGAAGAAAUCACGCCAUCGCCACACAAACAGCGAAAAGAGCGAGCGGAGGAGAUCCACUUUCAAGCCCAAGGAUGCGCCGGUGAUCAAGAUUGGGAAGAUGAUAUACUGGGAUACCACAGCCGUGUACACCAACGCAGUUCCGCAUCCUCCCCCGGAUGGGGUCCGCUCGAAGUCUACCAGGCCGCCCACGCAGCGGACCCAAAGCAACACGGUCCGGCAGUGGCGACGCAUCAACGGGCAGUUGCGAGAAAACGGAGAGCUGACACUCAGCUCCGACCCUGACAAUAGUCUCAUCUCGGUGGUACAAUUGAGCCAGCUGAGCAGAUGCGCCAUUCAGAGGCUGGACCCAAGCGUGAUGAAUGAUGGGUACUGCAUCGCAGUGUAUCCGCAGUACACUGCGACUUCUCCAGAUAACCAGCUGGCUUUCGCGCGGCCCAUCUUCUUGAGCCUCGAGAAUCGUGUGCUGUACGAAGUCUGGUUUGUUUUACUGAGAGCCUUUACCAUCCCUCAACUGUAUGGUCCGAGUGCGUUUGACGAUAAUGGCGAGGGGAAAGACGACAUUAGCCAAGAGCCGGAGAGCGCGUUCGCCACAAAGACGACAGACAUGUUCCGUAUGGAGCGAUCUCUGAGCGUGAGGAUCGUCGAGGCAAGGAUGUUCCCAAUUGCGAGUAAUGCCGCCCUCCCAAGCCAAGGCUUCGUCGGUGCACAAACUCGAACCGCCGGCAACUCACGGUCCGAGCAAUACGGUUACUACGCGGAGGUCUUGCUGGACAACGAGACGAGAGCAAAGACGACCACCAAAUUCGAUGGCUUAGCACCCUUGUGGGCCGAGACGUUUGACUUUUUCGAUCUACCUCCUGUGCUUAACAGUGCGAGUGUGGUCGUCAAACGGCGUACCACGGAUACUCACGCGCGGGAGCAGCUGGAACAGCGCGUUCAGCCGGAUUUCUACUCCUCCACUGGUGAAGUCCAGGGCGUCUCGACUGGCUUCGGCUUCGAUGUGGUCUGCGGCAAGGUGGAAAUCUACCUGCAGGAGCUGGACGGCGAAAAAGAUAUUGAGAAGUGGUGGCCCAUUAUGAACGCGUCCCAUCAACACGUCGGAGACGUUCUCAUCCGGGCUCGUGCGGAGGAAGGCGUGAUUCUCAUGGCCCGCGACUACGAGCCUCUCGGCGAAAUCCUGCGGUCAUUUGAGAACAAUGUGACUCUACAAAUUGCGCAAAUGAUUCCCGCGGAAUUGAAGAGCAUUAGCGACACCCUACUCGAUAUCUUUCAAGUCUCUGGCAAAGCGAGCGAGUGGCUCAUGGCGCUGAUCGAGGAGGAAAUCGACGGGAUGCAACACAACAAUAAACCGGCGACCAAGCCUCGCUUCGGUCGGCGGAUGGGAUCGGAGACUGGGCAGGAUGUCUCCAGCCUUAGUGCCAGCCAUCCUGAUCGAGAAGCCAUUGUGCGCGACAUGAACAAGCAUGCCGCCCUCGAGGCGAAUCUGCUCUUCCGCGGGAAUACGCUCCUCACCAAAAGCCUGGACAGUCACAUGCGCCGCUUUGCCAAAGACUAUCUAGAAGCGUCCUUGGGCGGCAUCAUCCGGGAGAUCAAUGCCAAGGAUCCUCAGUGUGAAGUGGAUCCAAGCAAGGUUGACAAUCCGCACGACAUGACCGGCAAUUGGCGCCGACUCCUCCUGUGCACGCAAGAAGUGUGGAAAUCGAUUGUUGCGGCGAAGCACCGCUGCCCCCUCGAGCUGCGCGUCAUCUUUCGGCACAUUCGAGCCUGCGCCGAGGAUCGUUAUGGGGACUUUAUGCGGAACAUUGCUUAUAGCAGCGUGUCGGGCUUUCUCUUUCUGCGCUUCUUUUGUCCGGCGAUUCUGAACCCGAAGUUGUUUGGGCUGAUGAAUGAAGACGUCAAACCCCAUGCACGCCGAGCCUGUGUUUUGAUCGCAAAGUCACUCCAGACGCUCUCCAACCUUGCUUCGUUUGGAGCAAAGGAGACGUGGAUGGAGCCGAUGAAUGCAUUCCUGCUGCAGAAUCGGACGAGUUUCAAGGCGCUAAUCGAGGAUGUGUGUACUGUUCCCAGUGCCCCCUCGGCACGGGGCUCAUCUCGUGAGGGAGGCUCUUCCCCCGAAACAAUCAGUGCAGAAUCGAAUCUCAGCUACACGACGCCCAUCACCAUCAUGGCGCGGUUGCCACCUACGAGUCGUGAAGGCUUCCCCAGUCUACCCUUCCUUAUCGACCAACCAAGAGCAUACGCCGAACUUGUGCAACUGUGGCUGGAAGCGACCACCGUCGAUCCCGAAUCAGCAGAAACCACGGGAGCGGCGUCGAGUACCCAAGGCGAAGUGCAAGCUGCAAUCCAAGCAGCUGGACCGCACCUGGCCGCCUUCCACGACAUCUGCACCGCUCUGCACGCGCGCACACAAGACUGCUUGAACCGCGCCGAAAGAGCCGAGCGGCCAGACAGCGCCUCCAGCUUCCCCUGGGACGAGCUCAUCGACCAACUCAAACCUGAUCCGGACAACAACCCCGACGACCUAUCCGAUGACGCCGCGCCAACAGACCGCCACGUCGACGGGCCCUCUAUUCCCCCCGGCGCCCCCAUAUCAGCCUUCGUCCGCAUGCGCGAAUGGGACAUGGUCAACAACGGCACCACCCGCCUGCAAAACCAACACGCGCCCCUGCGCGGCAGCCCCGGGUGGGACCGCGAGCGCCCGCACUCCUCCGGCGUCCUCGGCAGUCUGCACGAGAGCCUGCGUCGCGCGCAUCCUCAGAGCGCCGGCGGCUCCGACUCGGCGAGCGUGGGCAAUAGUGCGGGCAAUGCGUCGAGUGCGCCGAGCAGCGAUACGGAGCACUUGGCUGAUGGCACGCCUACGGCCUUACCUAGCUAUGAGCGCGAGCUGCGGCAUCGGGAGCGCAGGGAGGCGGCGAAGCAGCUGAUUCAGCAGCAUGUUGCCGCUGCUUCGCGCUCGCGGGAGGCGGAGAGGGAGGGUGGUGGUGGCGGGGGAAGUAGUGGGAGUGCAGGGACGGGCAAGAAGAAGGGACGCUCGCCGAUUGUGUCUGCUUUGAGGAAGAAGAACCACAACAAUAGUUUGAAGGAGAAUGGGAGGGUGGGUGGUGGAGUGGCGGCGGCGGCGGCCACUGGUCCCCCGGCGGAGCAUGCGGCUACGAAUUAA
Neohortaea acidophila is the source of this 4386-nucleotide messenger RNA. RefSeq lists its product as uncharacterized. The record is from RefSeq and is a predicted model, not a curated record. Gene Ontology annotation, biological process: regulation of GTPase activity. Lineage: Eukaryota; Fungi; Ascomycota; Dothideomycetes; Mycosphaerellales; Teratosphaeriaceae. Bases 1 to 4386 code for a protein of 1461 amino acids. The transcript is spliced from 2 exons.